Messenger RNA from Effrenium voratum, 2597 nucleotides. Lineage: Eukaryota; Dinophyceae; Suessiales; Symbiodiniaceae. The record is from the annotation of a GenBank genome assembly.
GUGAUGGCCUGGUCUACGGCAUCAUGCGUCGUGCGCUCACCACUACGCACAUGACGGUGUCCGAUGAUGUGUCUUGGCGGAAGAUUCCCCGGAGCAAGUGGUAUUGCGGAUCCCACGGCAGUGGCAGCGAGCCGAACAAGGAUGGCAAGAAGCCGGUCUUGCCGGAGGAUUAUGCAGAGGUGUCUUGCGUCGCGGGGAAGGACACGCGGCUCAAUUUGGUGGAGCUCACGCGCCGUCAGCGCAAGAGGCUGCGCGAGAAGUACUACUGGGAUCAUGUCUUGUGGACGCAUAGCCGGCAGCUGCAGCGGCACCGGUUGUGGAUGCGAGCGAAGGAGGACAGGGAGUUUCAUGAGAUCAUCGAAGAGUAUCAGGAGAUUCUGCGUCGGGAGUACGAGCAGAUGGCGCAGAAGCAGGCAGCUAUCAGCGUGCCAAGGAUUGCGGCCAGGCCCGACGAGGAGACCGCGCGGGAUCGCAAGCAAGAUGUUUGCUUGAUUGAUGCGUUGAGGUCGUUGGGAGUCCAGCUGUCGUAUCAAGAUGACGGCCCCUUCUGGGCCUUGACAGACUGUGCCAUGCCCGGCAAGUACGUUCUUUUCCGAGCCAAGCAUUUCAUGUCCCUAGAGGUGCGCGCAGAUGGCACGAAUAUGUGGCGUACCACCUGCAAGCGUCAUGUUGGCUGCGCCGAUGUGAAACUACCUCUUCUGCUACGUGCGAUGGAAGCCGCUUUCCAGCUGAAGGAGCUGUCCAUUUCCUUUUGCGAGCAAGAGACAGAUGUCUUGGGCGGUGCGAGCUCGGAGAUUCCAGUAGUUGAGAAGAUGCUGGAGUCCAGUGCAACGCCGAGCAGUUUGGCUGGAGAGGGCAGCGCAAGCACUGCUCUGCAGAGCCCAGCUGACUGGCUACAAGUGUGUCGCAACCGAGCGCGGGUGCUUGAGCGGAAGCGCAAGACGACUCAAGACGUGGAGGAGCACAGCUCUUCUUCUACGUGCAGCUUCGCACACUCUUGGAACUUGGCCAUGCCACCAAUGACUCUACAAUGUUUUGGAGUCGCAGGCUCACCGGCGCAGGGCGUGCGCAUACCUCUGCUGCCUUUAGAUGAGGGCAUCGUCGCAUUGCCGGUCCAUCCUACCGGCCAGGAGGUGUCCCCCGAGUUCACGUGGCUGCGCCGCUGCCACCCCCACGAACUGGAUGCUGCUAUUCGAUUCCAGCAAGACGGGCACAAGUACUACGUGCAUGAUGCAGAAAUGGACUGCUCUGUCACAUCGCUCAUUGCGAAGUUCUCUGAGGAGUUUGAUGCAGAUCGGAUCAUCCAGAAGAUGAUGGCCGGACAUCGCUGGCCUCGGGAAGGAUACAUGAAGAAUCUUCAGGAUGAGUCUCUCCAGAUAAGGAUCGCUGCGAUGCCAGGGCUGGAGGAAGUCGCACGCAUUCUACAAGCCCCUGCCACCACACAGCAGCAGGUUUCCGUCGUCCUCCGGAACACGCUCUACAAGUGCGACGAGACAGCUGCAUCUCUUCUCCAGCAGCUUGUCAUGACUCCUGAGGAGAUCAAGGUGCAUUGGAGAGAAAAUGGGGAAACCGCAGCUGCAGCCGGCACGUGGGUGCACUUGCUGUGCGAGUGCGUCCUCAACGGGGGCACAGUGACGGGUGUGUCAGAGGAGAUGCGAAGCUUCAAUGCCUUCCUGCGCAGCACGCAGCCUCUCAUUGCCUACCGCACGGAGUGGUGUAUCUGGGCUUCGGCUGAGAAGAUUGCAGGCUCCAUUGACUUCGUUGCACAGGAUGCGCAGGGCGACCUCGUUCUGUUUGACUGGAAGAGGACCAAGGGUCUGCCAGACAAGUUUGAGAAUCGUUUCGCCUGCAUGAAGCCUCCUCUGGGUCAUCUUCCUGAUGCUACUGGUGUGAAGUACCGGCUGCAGCUAAACAUCUACAAGCGCAUUCUGGAGGUCGGCAAGAUCUGGUACACCCGCGCCUUCGCAGAGCGCCUCUUCCAGGACUCCAAGGGCUGCCGCGAGGUCCAGACGGCCCUCGAGGCGGCCUCGGAGGACGUGCGCGUGGCGCUGGUGGCGGAGAUCGCGGGCCACGUCCUGGACGCCAUGCGGUGCCCCCACGCCAACCACGUGCUGCAGAAGUGCAUCACCUGCUCCAGGCCGCAGCACUGCCAGUUCAUCAUCGAGGAGAUCAUGACGUGCAAGGGCUUCGUGGAGCUUGCCUCGCGCCACAAGUACGGAUGCCGAAUCAUCCAGAGGCUUCUCGAGCGCUGCAGCGGUGGGCAGGUUGAAGGCAUUGCCGCCGCCAUUUUGUCCGACGUCGGCGGCAUCUCGCGGCAUCCCUACGGCAACUACGUGCUGCAGAAUCUGCUGGAGCAUGGUACACCAGCUCACCGCCGCAAGCUGGCUCAGGAACUCGUCCGGGAGAUUGUGCCCAUUUGCCAGGACUCCUUCGGUAGCGCAGUCGUGGCUGCUGCCUUGCCCGAGCCUCAAGCCGCUGGAAAGCGGCAGGGCGGCGGUAGGCAAUUUGUGAAGUUGGGCGCCGGGGAUCGAUCCGUGGGUUUUGGGGGCUCCAACGAAUGGUUGGUGGACGUGGACGUGGACGUGAAUUUGGGCUGA